This is a messenger RNA of Ipomoea nil (Japanese morning glory), 1245 nucleotides long. RefSeq names its product F-box/kelch-repeat protein At1g57790-like. The record is from RefSeq and is a predicted model, not a curated record. The coding region runs from base 1 to 1245 and encodes 414 amino acids. Lineage: Eukaryota; Viridiplantae; Streptophyta; Magnoliopsida; Solanales; Convolvulaceae. The transcript has a single exon.
AUGGAAGAGUAUUCAAGUGAUGAGGAUGACUGGGAGCACAGAUUUGAAGAGAAAGAAAUAGGAAAAGUGGAAGAAGAGGAUCCAAAAGAAGAAGAUGAAGGCAAUAAAAGGGAUUGGGCGGGUCUCCCAAUCGAGCUUUUAAGCGAGAUGUUAACACAUUUGCAGCUUCCCCAAACCAGAUUCUCCUUCCACAAAGUAUGCAAAUACUGGGACUCAAUUCAGGACCCUAAACACCACUCCCCUCUCAUCUUCCCCACCCUUCAAUCCCAAUGGCUUCUCCACAAGGACACUUACCACGGCACCGUCUGCAAAUUCUUCCACCCCUUCUACCCCGACAGGUUCGCCAUAGACGACGUCCCUGACCUAAACAAAGCUGUCCUCAUGCACUCCAACAAUGGCUGGCUCCUAAUUGCUCGCCGAUCGCUACGAAACAACCCCAAAAUAGAUUUAUUCUGGGAUUGGCAAAACAGUCUGUUCUUCAUAAACCCCUUCACUAAGGAGCGGGUGGACCUGCCGGAAGCGGAUUUUCUCGGGGACUGGAAAAGUGCAACCUUCGUCUCAGACCCAACCUCCCCAGACUGCAAGGUUUUUGGCGUUGUGUCUUUCACUGAUACUUUCGUUCGUUUCGAAACCAUCCGCCGCGGAGAAGCCGAGUGGGUUCGUCAUUCCUUUGAGGAUAUUCCCACCAUCUUCCAAUCCAAUUGCCACCCGGUUUUCCAUAACCAAAAGCUUUACUGCUUGGGCAGACAUGGCGAGAUGGGAGUGUUCGAGUUCGACCCAGAUGAUGAGGAAAGCAAGAAAUGGACCAUUCACGAGGUGCUGGGUUCGCCGCCGGAGGAGGAGACAUUCGAGAGCUACCUGGUGGAGUGCGAGGGAGAGCUAUUGGCGGUGUUCUUAUCGUUCAUGGGGGAGAAAAUUAGUGUUGUGAGGUUGGAUGAGGAGAGAAUGGAGUGGAUGAAAGUGGAGAGUUUGGGGGAUUUUAUGGUGUUUAUAAGCUUGCCCACUUCUUUUGCCAGGAAGAAAAUGGUGGAUGGAAUGGAGAACAAGAUUUACUUUCCCAGAUUGUCUGGGGAUUACACUGUGUUCUACUGCUUGGCCACGAAGACGUACAGGACUUUCGGGAAUAAGUUUUGUCAGAAAGAUUUGUAUGAGACGAGGGAGCAACUCAACUGUUGUUGGACUGAACCAACUUCUCGGACUUAUACCUCUCCGCAACAACUCCACUGGUUUCCCCAACAUGAAUAA